Messenger RNA from Xiphophorus couchianus (Monterrey platyfish), 1991 nucleotides. It is a transcript of the gene plaub, whose product is annotated as plasminogen activator, urokinase b. NCBI's taxonomy places the organism in Eukaryota, Metazoa, Chordata, Actinopteri, Cyprinodontiformes, Poeciliidae. Gene Ontology annotation, biological process: regulation of cell adhesion mediated by integrin; plasminogen activation. The transcript is spliced from 11 exons. Bases 35 to 1447 code for a protein of 470 amino acids. Gene Ontology annotation, molecular function: serine-type endopeptidase activity. The record is from RefSeq and is a predicted model, not a curated record.
AAAGUCCCACACAAAACCUUCUGCAAGAACACACAUGCAGAGUCUGUUUGGAUUUCACCCACUGCACUCAAGAACCAUGAUAAACACAAGGAGUCCAGGUGUUUUCUUAAGCUUGCUGAUAGCCCUUCCUUUAGCUGAAGUGGGCCAGUCGAGGCAUGGAAGAAGAAGAAACAUUGGUGCUUUCCUGCCUUCUUCUGACAGUUCCAAUGGGAUCUGUCUCAACGGUGGGAUGUCUGUCCCUUCAUUGGUCACCGGUGAACACUUGUUUUGUAAGUGCCCUGAUGGUUUUUCUGGGAGACACUGUGAAACAGUUAUAGCGAAAGGUGACAGCUGCUAUGAAGGGAUCGGGUUAAACUACAAAGGGACUGUUUCAAAAUCAGUCAGUGGAAAAACAUGCAAGAUCUGGGAUUUACACACCAGGGAUCGUUACCUGUCCUCAGACCUUCACUCUGGAAGACACAACUACUGCAGAAAUAUUCAGUACAGACUACGCCCAUGGUGUAACGUUCAAAAAAACCACCAGCUAGUCCAGGAAUAUUGUGAUAUCCCACAUUGUGACGUCAAAUCCUUCACACCUGCACCUUCAAUUUCACCCACCAUGCCGCAAGCAUCUGCAGAGCUGACAUGUGGCCAGCGGACUAUACAAAGGCAGACAAAGAUUGUGGGUGGAACAGUUUCUACUGUGGAAUCUCACCCAUGGAUCGCUGCUAUCUUCUGGCGUAGCAAAUCGAAUCAGAAUGUUUUCCGCUGUGGGGGAAGUCUGAUAUCUGCCUGCUGGGUCAUCACAGCUGCCCACUGCUUCCCUGAAGGCUCUCAGAUGAGGCAUCAACGCUUCUCUGUCACGCUGGGAAAAAAUGCGAUCAACGAGAGUGACCCAACAGUGGAGCAAACCUUCAGAGUGGAGCAAAUCUUCAUCCAUGAACAAUUUAACAACACUGAUCAAAGCUAUAACAAUGACAUUGCUUUGAUGAAGUUGGUGGCCAAUCAUGGAAAGUGUGCUGAAGAGACUAACUCGGUAAAGACUGUCUGCCUCCCACCGCCUCUGCAAAGCCUCCCGCCAGGGAUCACCUGCGAGAUUGCUGGAUAUGGGAAGGAGAAAUCUGGGUUAUGGUAUAAUUCUCAGUACCUCAGGGAGGCUCAGGUGAACCUCCUCGCUGAUGAUGUGUGUCAACAGAAGGAUUAUUAUGGAAAUAUGGUCAACAACAACAUGUUUUGUGCUGCACGUCCCGACUGGAGCCAGGAUGCCUGUGAGGGUGACUCAGGAGGACCACUGGUCUGCAAAGUCAACAACACUCUCUUCCUCUUUGGAAUUAUUAGCUGGGGAGACGGAUGUGCAAAGGAAAAUAAACCUGGUGUUUAUACCAGAGUUACCAAUUAUAACAAAUGGAUAGAAGAAAAGACAAAUCUGUCUACCAUCACUACUGGAACCAUGUUCCCUCAGAAAUGAUUUAAAGCUCAGGCCACAAAUUAUUUGGAGAAUAACAAAGAUUGUUAUUGAUAAAGCAAAAUGACAACUGCUGGGGAUUUCUGAGCUGUAAAACAACUUAAGCUGAACUACUUCAUAAGCUUGACUGAAAGAUAUAGAAAAUACUUUUGUGUUUCUGUUUAUAUUAAUCAGUUUUUAUUAUUCCAUCUAAUCAGCACUUGUAUGACUCAGUUCACUCAGUGUUGAGUGUUACUUUUCUCUGUCUUUUAUAUAUUUCAGGUAAAAUAGAAACAAAGCAAGAGCAAAUUCUCUUCUGAUACAGUAUAUGUGAUAAAACGUGUUGGUGUUAACUUUUAUACCUCUGAUGAGGAAUAAAAGUUGUGUAUUUAUUUUUUCUUAAUUGUGCCUGUAAUUUUGCUUCAUGAUAUGAUCUUCCUUUAAGCAAAUACAAUUUUUACACUGAUAAUUUGAUGUUGUCUAUGUCUGUAAAUGAAUCAGGGCACUGUAGCUUUAAUAAAGUUGAAUUGAAAUUAAAUGAGUUACUGCUUCUGUCUUCUUAAAAACA